ACUUUGUUUACCUUUUCCCAGAGACCAGACACGCAUUUUUGACAAGCCGAAUGAAGAUUUUCUUCUGAAUUAAACGUUUUAAUGUUUUUUUAAGUUUCUAAGCUAUUUCUACAACAUGCCAGGUGUUAUACUUGAAAAUCUUAGCGGCAGAAAGUUAUUCGUGCUUGUAUCUAUACUUUUAAUUGGACAGUUCAUCUGUUUCUUGAUCGGUGGACUCAUUGCUCCUACUCCAUCAAGCGCAGACACAAUUUUAGCAACCAAGUGCCAUGAUGCUGGAAAUAAUUCUGAUAAAUGGUUCUACGUCCGAGGCAAAGGAAAGUGUAAUACCAUUGAAGAUUUGAAAUUGAAAUAUUCUGACACCGAAACUCAAAAACACAUGGCAAACCAUAUCGUUUUUGCCUUUCAGAUUCCAACUCCUCGUGACAAUAUGGUCUUGGAUUAUUCCCGUUGGCAACAAAACUUGAUAGGUGUCUUAAUGUUUGAAGUGGUAUACAAUCCUGAGGCUGAAAUGGAGCCUAGAACUGUUAUAUCCAUGGAUGCAAGGUUGGGUUAUCGAAAUUAUGGGGAUGCAGAAGAUGACUGGAAAUAUUAUGCCUCAUCAUUUGAAACAAGGACUCUGGACUGCUCAAUUGAAGUUAAAAAAGCAGGUCACCAUUAUAACUGCUCCAUUGUUCCAUUGUUUGAGUUGGGGUCACUUCAUCAUGACUAUUAUGUCAUCAACAUCCGGCUUCCUGUAGACAGUGAUAGAAAAUUGAACCAUGGACUUGGAUUUGUCACCGACAUGUGGCUUGUAGCCAUCAACCAGAACGGCGGUUACACAAAAGUGUGGAUGUCCAUGAAGGUAACUUUCUUCCCAAUCAUUGUUGCGAUCAUGAUUUGGUCGUGGAAUCGGAUUCAUCAAUUAUCCCGGUCACCUGUUCUCCUUGAAUACAUGCUACUGUUCCUUGGUUGUGCUUUAACUUUCUUGAAUAUGCCGCUUGAACUUUUCACAUUGCUGUUUGACUUACCAUUCAUGCUACUUUUUGGAGACAUUCGUCAAGGCAUAUUUUAUGCAGCUCUCCUUUCCUUUUGGCUUGUCUUUGCCGGGGAACAUUUAAUGAUUCAGGAUGAACAGAAAAAUCACCUUCGCAUGUACUGGAAGCAUUUGAGUGGUGUUGCCAUUGGCUGCAUUUCAUUGUUUAUCUUUGAUUUGUGCGAGCGAGGCAUUCAACUGCGAAACCCUUUCUACUCAAUCUGGGUCACUGAUCUCGGCACUCAUCUAGCUCUUACAUUCAUAAUUCUGGCAGGAAUUUCGGCUGCUCUCUACUUUUUCUUCCUGUCUUACAUGAUCUGGCAAGUUUUUACAAACAUCAGUGUGAAACGAGCAACCUUACCUAACAUGUCGAACGUCCGUCGUUUGCACUACGAAGGUAUCAUCUACCGCUUCAAGUUCCUCAUGCUGGCCACACUGCUUUGUGCGGCCAUGACUGUGAUUGGCUUCAUUCUUGACCAGAUUUCUGAAGGGAGAUGGAAGUGGGAUGAAGAUCUUUACUUGGAAUACACCUCAGCUGUUCACACGGGCGUUUAUGGAAUGUGGAAUAUCUACAUUUUUGCUUUGAUUGUACUCUACUCCCCGUCCCAUAAGCAGUGGCCCUCCGAAGCUGAUUUAGCAAGUACCACAGAGAUCGAAUUCAAUGAAAUCUCAUCCUUGACAUCAUUCUCAAGAAAAGCAGCCUUGGAUUAAGUAACUCAAUCUUGUGAUUUGGUUCCGAUUCCCCUUCGAUAGCAAUGUUUCUCAAUUUUGGCAACAACAGAGGUUAACCAGUGAAAAUUAGAUUAAGUUGUAUUUAUUAAAUGUUUGUUGACACGAUUUCUUUACAAAUUGAUCAAAAUCUUUUUUAUAUAAUUUACUCAGUUUUGUAUCAAUCAUAAAGGUUUCCCCCUUCCUUUUCAUUGUGUUUCAAACCUGGAGCUUUUUAAGAUAUUGAUCAACGUUAUCAUCAGCCAUGCACUAUUGUGUAGCUUAAAAAGAGAUCCACAAUUUUUCACUUUUAUCAAGUAAUUAUAAAAUCCAUAAUAGAGCAGAGUUCAGUUACUAUAAUAACAAAGAGUGUACUUUGGGAAUGCACUUCAUUUUUCGGUAAAAAUGUGUGGAAACAAACCAGUAUUCAGUUUGUAUUGGUCGUGACUAAUCAAACAACGUUUAAAGUUUGAAAAAUAUUGAAUGGGCCUUAUUGGCAGAGUACUGGAAGUGAAUCUCAAAAAUUUGAAUUCGAAUUUUUAAAUUGUUUUUAUUUGUAGCACUACGGUGUGCGUAAAAGUAUUUACCCGGCCGUCUCCUAGUGUUCUAGGUAUAGUCAAGAAGUCAAAAUGCAAUUUUCUUGCACUCAUGGAAAAAAAGGGAGAGAAUUCUCAUUGGCCGUUGGUAAUUUAAAUAAGCUUUGACGUUUAUUUUCUCCAUCAGUCAUUACAUUUUGAGACAAUUAUGGAAAACUUUUUAAUAUAGGACCAAAUUUAGUUGCAACAUAAUAUGUGCCAAGUUUUUUUCUUUGUUGUGUAUCAUUAGUUUAUUUUAUGAAUGAUGAAAAAAUUAUCCAAUUACAAAUAAUCAGUGAAACCCAUAAUUUUUAACUUUUAUUUUGGAGUUAAAAAAAAUGUACACAUGAAUUGACUUGCUUUGAGAAUGUUCCAAUUGUAGCAAUGGUUUUGUGAAUUCGUCCAUUAUUUCCUUUUAUCUAAUAGUUCGUAAAGUUAGACUAAAUAAUGUUUUCGACAAAAAGCUCUGAAAUGAAGAAUGUAUCAAAAUAUUUCCUAUUUUAAACUGAAUUCAACUGUGAUAAUGAAAAUACUUCAAUGCAUUUUAGUUUUAUUUUCUUUCCAUGAUUGAUGAUAGACCUUUUUGAUUCUGACCCUUGUAAUUUUAGAGUUUUUUAUAAUAUUAUCAUUAGUGGAUUUUUUUACCAUGUAUAAUUCCAUUUCUCCUGGCCAUCAAGCUCAGUAUGAAUGAAUUUUGUCAGUAUUCAACUUGCCUGUAUUUAUUUUAAAUGAUUAAGCAUUGUUCCUACUACUACAGCAUUACUGAAAUAAUGCCCUUUACUUCAACACAGAUGUUCAUAAUGAAAAGUAGAAAACGUAAACUCCCCUAAUAUCAGUAUUUUAGAUAGUAUUAAUACUUUUCUCUCUAAAAUAUUGUGCAAGCACCUCUCUUUUGCUCUGUGUAUCUUUUAGAAUGUAUACUUUAUUCUACAGCAAUGAUAUGGCUUCUGUCAGUUCACCAAAAUCCAAUUCACGCUAUUCAAUUUUUCAUCCAACUCCUCUUCCCCUCUUAUUGUAUAGAAAGUUGGAUUGUUUGAUAUUAACGCAAGCAAACAACAAUUUGAUGGAAAGUUGAAUGGGAACUUGAAUUUGAUGUCGCACACAACUUGAAAGAAAAGUUGAAACAAAAUCUUUUGAUCAAUAUUAGCCGAAGCUGUAUCUUCACGAACUGAAAGCUGACAGAUAUCCGAAUUCUCUUUGGUGAUAUCCCCUAGCAAUGGCAAUUGAAUAAAAUUUUGUUGCAUCCAACCUCUCAUCCAACCAUUCCUCCGCUUUUGUUGGAUGAAUAGUGUAAAUUUGGCUUAAAUCACUAAAACCUGACAAAGUCAAUUGUUUGAUAUUUUUUUAAAAUGUCUGAGCAUUUCCUUACAGGAUGAGAAACCUGUAUCCUAGAAGAGAUCAAAGCUUUUGAUAAGACUAAAAUUUAUUUUUUUGCGUUUGGCUGCAAAUCUUAUUUUUUAAUAGUUGAGCGAAUCGGUGAAUGGAAAUUAGGGCAACUAUAUCAAUGCAGCUGGAAAGUCUAACUGUGAAGCGCUAAUGUGGUGCUUAAGUUUCUUUGUCUCCAUAGCUUUAUGAAUGUAAAAUUUUGUAGUGGAUUCUCUUUUUUACAAAUAGCGAUCAUUAGCCUCUACUUAUUAUUUAGAUUAGAAUAUAAUUCAAAGACCAGCUUUUUAGUGAGCGUUUUUCAUGGUACUUCUAGUUUUCUUUUAUAUCUUUUUUUGUACUGAAUAUACCUUUCACUUGUGUAAACUGUUGUUAGCAUAAUUUUUCUGUAUGAAUUAUUGUACCUCCUGAGAAGGAAUUUAAAUUCUCCAAUAGAAGUUUUAUGUCAUCCGA
This is a messenger RNA of Bemisia tabaci, 4131 nucleotides long. It is a transcript of the gene wls, whose product is annotated as Wnt ligand secretion mediator. Lineage: Eukaryota; Metazoa; Arthropoda; Insecta; Hemiptera; Aleyrodidae. Gene Ontology annotation, molecular function: Wnt-protein binding. Gene Ontology annotation, biological process: Wnt protein secretion; intracellular protein transport; Wnt signaling pathway. The record is from RefSeq and is a predicted model, not a curated record. Gene Ontology annotation, cellular component: endomembrane system; organelle membrane.